Molecule: messenger RNA, 939 nt
Organism: Zootoca vivipara (common lizard)
Lineage: Eukaryota; Metazoa; Chordata; Lepidosauria; Squamata; Lacertidae
Source: RefSeq, a predicted model, not a curated record
UAAUGCUGAAUAGUGGUGCUAUGGGCUGAGGAGGCAAUGUCUCUUUUGCUACUGAGCUUGACAGGUGUGGCUUCUGAGGAACCAUGUUGUAUCUCCUUGACCCAUUCCUUCCGGUUCCUUUGGUGGCCCAUAUAGGUACACUCUCUGCUCUGUUUCUUCUCAUCCCCAUCCACUGCCUUCUUGAGUGAGAAGUGACUGAAGAGGAGAAGGACUAAAAAGCAGCAGUCACUGUGAGGACAGUGCCAUGCCAGUGCCCCACACGAAGUUCCCCCUGCAUGACGUUUCAUCCUGUGUCUUCCCGUUUAUCUAUAAAAACAAGACAUAUCAUACCUGCACCAAGGAUGGAUCCAAGCUCCAUCGGUUGUGGUGUGCCACAACCAGUUCCUAUGACAAAGACCACCACUGGAAGUCUUGCUAUGAGACAGAGUAUGGUGGCAACUCUCAUGGAAAGCCCUGCGUAUUCCCCUUUGUUUACAAGGGGAGGCUGUUCUAUACUUGCACAGAUGAAGAAGUCAUGCCCAGGAAAUUUUGGUGUGCAACAACGAGGAGCUUUGACAUAGAUGGAAAAUGGAGCUACUGUGCUGAUACUAUAGUUAUUGGGAAGUCUAAAUCUGAUGUGACUCAGGAAAGGGCUUACUGUGACCCUGCAGAUCCUCAUUGCCUUGUAGCUUCCAGGGGGCUGAAAAGGUUAGAUAAUGGAAAGCAUGGAAACAUCCUGCCCAAAGAAUACAGUAGAGAUGAAGAUCAUGAAAAGGAUCAAGAAAUGACAAUCCAAGAUCCUGCCUCAUCCUUCUGAUUCUUCUCAAGCUCCUUUGCUGGCUGUCAGUAUGGAGCUUUCAAAUUAGCAGAAAAGUUGUGGUGGUGGUGGUGGGGACAGUGGUGAAGCAACGUUCUCCAGCACCCGGAGCGGCGAACAGGCAGGGGCGUGACUGGUGUGCA